AUGCCGUUCCUAGGCUCUGCUGCGAGACACACACUUAAGUUGAAUCGAUUAUUCUCCAGUUCUCGGAUCUAUAAUGAAUUGACUCCAUUCACUCGUCGGCUCUUCAAGCUACCCUCCCCUCCAUCAUCGCUCUCGCAACACAAUGACAUGACCAACUUUCUCUCCUAUGCAAAGCACAUAUCUCUCUCAGAAACAAGCACCGUAUACGUCGGUACACAUUACGAAUACACCGUGCAGGAAACCCUCCGACGCUAUGCGCUGAGUCUCAAUCGAAUUGGUGGACGCGACGAUGCAGGCAUCGAUCUCGUUGGCACCUGGCACUUACCCGAGCGAGAGCGGGAGCGGGCCCUACGCGUAAUAGUACAGUGCAAAGCCCUCAAGACAAAAGUUGGGCCCAACAUCGUCCGCGAGCUGGAAGGAUCCUUGCGCCAGGCGCCUGUAGGGUGGCGCACGGGACAGACUGUCGGCGUGUUGGUGAGUCCCCGCGAGGCAACGAAGGGUGUUCGCGACACGCUAGCGCGCAGUGCAUAUCCCAUUUUUUGGAUGAUGAUUGAGCGGGAUGGCAGUUUGAAACAGGCUUUGUGGAACUCGCGCGCAGAAGAGCUUGGCAUUGGGCCUUUAGGCGUGGAAACCCGGUAUGGGACUGCUGAGCUCGGCUCGGUUACCAAGCAGAUUGCGCUUACCUGGGAUGGAUGUGAUAUACCUAGUAUGGACCAGGUGGAGCAUGGUUUGGCCGAAUUCGAGGAGCAAUGGGUUGCAUCUUGGGGCUUGGAGUCUCAGUGUGACAAAGAGCGAUUGCUCGAUACAGUGGAGAGUGUGCUCCCGGGCGAUAUUUCAUCCCGAAUGUUACAGGAGCCUUUAGCAGAUGCGGACCGCGCAAAGGUCGUUCAAGCUCUGCGUGAACAGCAAUAG
This is a messenger RNA of Penicillium salamii, 912 nucleotides long. The record is from the annotation of a GenBank genome assembly. NCBI's taxonomy places the organism in Eukaryota, Fungi, Ascomycota, Eurotiomycetes, Eurotiales, Aspergillaceae.